CAACCACCAUUUCAACCACCUCUGACCUCCGAUCUCUCUCCUCUCCACUUGUCAACCAUCUUUCACACACACUCUCUGUUUCGCUAGCUCUAGCUCUGGUUCGUUCGAUCGCAGGCAAGAUGAAUAUCUCAUCCUACUUCUUCUCCUCGUCCUCCUCAUCCUCCUCGUCAUCGGACAAGAAGUCGUCGUCCUCCAAGCGCCGGCAGCAGGCAGCGCAGCAGCCGGACUCCAACCCGACGCGCUACCUCGGGGUGCGGCGGCGGCCGUGGGGCAGGUACGCGGCGGAGAUCCGUGACCCAGCGACCAAGGACCGUCACUGGCUCGGGACCUUUGACACCGCGGAGGAGGCCGCCGUCGCCUACGACCGCGCCGCUCGCUCCCUCCGCGGCGUCCGCGCCCGUACCAACUUCGCCUACCCGGACCUUCCCCCGGGUUCCUCCAUCACCCCUUACCUCUCCCCCGACCUCACCUCCGGCGACAACAACGUGCAGCUGCUCCAGCCAUUCUACGCCGACCCGACGCCCCUGCCGGCGCAUCAGCAAGCGGCUGGAGGUGGCGCCCACCAUGUCGGGAGCGAGUACAUGUAUGGAGGUGCCGCUGACAUGUCGUCGCUGAUGGACGACAUCGCCAUGCCAGACGACCUCCCCAUGAUCGACGGCGGCGGCGACAUGGACUACUCCAUGUACGACACCAGCAGCAACGGCGCCAAUGCCGGCGGAGGGUGGUGCGACGCGUCCGAGCUCGGAGCGUACUCCUCCGCGCCGGGCGGCGGGCACGGGGUGUACUUCGAGGAAGGCUACGUGCACAGCCCGCUCUUCUCGCCGAUGCCGGCCGUCGACGACGCCGGCGCCGACGGGUUCCAGCUCGGCGGCUCGUCGUCUUCCUACUACUACUGAUGAUGCAUCUCGAUCACGUGCGCGUCGGUGCCAUGUCGACCGCCUCCGCGCCCGCCGUUUGUGCUGCGGUGUGGUGAGUUGCUGGGUGUGCUUAGCAGUUAAUUUACUUACUUUGAUACGUGUCGUGGUAAUAAUGCGCUUAUUAUCUCUUUUUGUUUACAUCAUGGGCCUGAAUCUUCCCUUCUGGAGAUCCAUGAGCCUUUUGUAUUGGGCUGUACUGCGUUUUGCUUUUUUGGGCUUCCUUUGUAUGUACAAAUAUGAUCAGUCGGCAUACACCUGUGUGUUGCUGGCGCUUCAGUGUAAUAUAUUAUCCCUGUCUUAUGAUUUACACAUUCA
Molecule: messenger RNA, 1232 nt
Organism: Lolium perenne
Lineage: Eukaryota; Viridiplantae; Streptophyta; Magnoliopsida; Poales; Poaceae
Product: ethylene-responsive transcription factor LEP-like
Biological process (GO): regulation of DNA-templated transcription
Molecular function (GO): DNA-binding transcription factor activity; DNA binding
Source: RefSeq, a predicted model, not a curated record